AUGUCUUCCACCGAACCAAGUUUACCACUCUGUAUAGCUCUUCAACUCACCAAUCGACCAGUCACACUUAUCGGUGGUGGAAAUGUUGCAGCCUCUAGACUAGUUUACUUACUUCGAUCUCAGGCUCGUAUCACUCUCAUCGCACCUCGAACAGGUCUCUCUAAAGAAGUUUCAGAAGCAGUCGAUGAAGGGAAGAUAUGGAAAUAUCUCGAUCGAAAUUAUUCCGAUGAAGACGAUCUGAAAGAUGCUUUCGUAGUUUUGACGGCUGUAGAUGAUGAAAGUGUAGGUCGUCAGGUUGCUGAAAUUUGUAGGGCACGCUCAAUUUUAGUGAACGUAGCAGAUGUACCUCCUCAAUGUGAUUUUUAUUUUGGUUCGAUCAUCAAACGUGGACCUGUUCAAAUCAUGGUCUCUACCAAUGGAAAAGCACCUAGACUAGCCUCACAAUUGAGACAAAUCAUUGAAAAAAACUUACCUAACAAUCUCGAAAAGGCAAUCGCGAAUGUAGAUACUAUUCGGUCUCGAUUAAGAGAAAAAGUUAGUAGUCAGGAUCGAAGCUCAGAUCGAAUGAGUUGGAUGAUUAAACUUUGUGAUCGUUGGAGUUGGGAUGAAUUAGCAGAGUUGGAUGAUGUACAAAUUGAAAUGAUCUUACAAGCUGCUUGGGGUGAUGAUGAACCUGCUAAGAUGAAAAAGCAAGAUAGGAAAGUGUUGACUAAGCAGAUGUUGAUACCUUGGUGGAGAAGGAAACCACUUGUGGAUGAAUGGCGAAGGUGCCCAAUGUCAAAAAAAUGGAAUGGAGAUUGGCUGGGUCCAGGUACAAUCGGUUUUCUGAUGGGCAUGAGUGCGACAGCUCUUUACAUCAUUGCACGGUCCAAGCGAGUUGCGUGAUGGAGAAAUCUAUGUAUUGAAAGUGAACAUUCAUAUCAUAAUCUAUGUGUAUCUACAAACAUGUACUGCAACUUCAAUUAUCUAUGUAGUCAAUAAGUUAUUCCUGAAUGAAAAUGAAACAAGUAAACAUUGUGUUGUACAAUUUCCGGGCGUAUCCUGUGCCGAUCAGCCAAGUCCAAUGCUGCAUGUCCUAGUUCUUGGGUUGAACGUGGAUGAUGACAGAGCCACCAGGUGCUUCGCGAACACCAUCUGCGUCUUUGGUCACUGAUUGAGGUACAAGGACUUCACCUGUAGUAUUGGACAUGAAUUCGAUCGAAGCCCUGACCAUGAUAUCAAGAGCCGUUUGGGAAUCCACUUUGAGCUGUCCUUUCAUGCGCCAGAGCCUUUUAGGAGUGUAGAGGAUCGUCAGUGAUACAUCAAUUAGUGGAAUGUACUGGAAUGGUAGUGGCGUCACCUUUCGAAUAUUAUAGGAAGAUCGGAAAAUGAUGAAUGUAUGAUUCCACCAAUUGUAAAAAACCAAGUGAGAUGUCGAGGAUCGCGGGUUGCAAGAAAAUCAUAGAGGGGUCGGAAAUGACUGGACCAGACCGUGAACCCUGGCGAGUUGAUCACUAAGAUGGGUGAUUCAACGGAUUCU
Molecule: messenger RNA, 1519 nt
Organism: Melampsora larici-populina 98AG31
Lineage: Eukaryota; Fungi; Basidiomycota; Pucciniomycetes; Pucciniales; Melampsoraceae
Exons: 2
Coding region: 1-885 (294 amino acids)
Biological process (GO): siroheme biosynthetic process
Molecular function (GO): protoporphyrin ferrochelatase activity; precorrin-2 dehydrogenase activity
Source: RefSeq, a predicted model, not a curated record